UUUCGUUAUAAGGAAUUCAAUGAAAGCAAAGCGCUAUGUUGUGUCCUGCCCUCAUGGAGUACCGAUGAAAUGGAAAUGGCUGUAAACUAUUUAAAAAUCUGCCUCAUCAGUUGAUGUUUAGCGAUGUACAAAACUUUUAUCGUUACCAUUACUUCGUUACGUUCUGUCUUACACCUAAAAUUUUCAGAAAUUCAAGCAUAAAAUACUACAUGACGUUUACAAAACACCAAUAGAACUUCGGGCGUGUAUUAUGCUGAUGGAAUACUACUAUUCUAUGUUGGGUUUUGAGCAGGAAAAUCUAGAUUAAAUUUUAAAGUCAGUAUGGCUACCUUCACAAUGCAGUUCAUAGUAACCUCCAUCGCGUUCUGUUCCUUUCUUUCCGGUCUUGAAACAUUCGUUUACACUAACUCAAGGAGCACCGGUAUUUCAUUAUAUCCGCCUUAACUUGUUUUAAUGAUACGUCUAUGCUGUCUUUUGCGUAAAUUUGGCAUAACUACUUCCAUCCUGUACUAAUGUUUACAUUUUUGUGGCCGUUUGUGUUUCUGAGCGCGGGAAUCGCUGCAACUCGAAGCAAUGGAUGUAGCAACGUUUUGCAGGGAACUUCCCAAAUUGGAACUUCAUGCUCACUUAAAUGGAUCGUUAAGUAGUAGAACCCUGAAUGCCCUUCGUCAACUACAGAACAGUUCAGAAGCUAGCGGUGAUUCAUGGAAGAAAUGUGAAGCUAUCAUCAGCCAUGGGAAUGAACGAACUUUAGAUGAAUGUUUUCAGCUGUUCUCUGUUGUGCAUUCUCUCACUUCAACUCCGACUGCUGUGAGUAAAGCAACAGAUGAUGUAAUUGAAGAAUUUGAAGAGGAUGGUGUUAUAUAUCUGGAGCUGAGGAGUACUCCCAGAUGUAUUGAUGGCAUCAUGACUAAAGAGCAUGUGGAAGCAAUUGUAAAAUCGAUAAGAAAGGCAAAUAUAUCAAGAAACAUAUUAACAAAGCUUAUAGUGUCAGUAGAUCGCCAGAGAGGAUUAACAGAAGCAGAAGAAAAUGUUCUGUUAGCAGUGGAUAUGCACUUUAAGUAUCCAGACAUUGUGGUGGGAAUUGACCUCAGUGGCCAUCCAUGCAAAGGACGUAUUGAAGACUUUUUGCCUCUGUUAGAGAAGGCUAGAUCAUCUGGGUUGAAGUUGUCCCUUCAUUGUGCAGAGGUACCUGAUGUGGAUGAAGUUGAAAAAAUUCUAAAAUUUAAACCAAAUCGCAUUGGCCAUGGAACAUGCAUUCAUCCAAAUUUUGGUGGAUCUGAGAAGUUAUGGAAUAUGUUAAGCAAAUCUGGUAUCCCUGUUGAAGUUUGUCUUACUUCAAACCUGAAAACUAAAACCAUUGAAGGUUACGAGAAAAGUCAUUUGGGACCCUUGUUGGAACAGAAUAUUCCAGUUGUUCUGUCGACUGAUGACAAAGGGGUAUUUGCAACAACUCUGUCUGAAGAAUGUAGAAUCGCAGCUGAAACUUUCUCCCUGACAAGAAUGUGGAUGUGUGAAGCCAUGCUCCGGAGUGUGUCAUACACUUUUACUACUGAAGAUGAGAAAAACAAAUUAGUGCAUUCAAUUCAUAAAUUUAUGAAUAGUUCAGAAUGCAGUUAGUCAUGUCUAGUUCUUCAUGUAUUUUUAGUCAUCAUCUUUUGCAGCUGUUCCCUGCAACAUUGUCAUUCUAAGAGCUAAUCAUGGCAACAGUGAAUAAGAAAAUAAAAGUAGGAUGUUGUAAAUCAGUCGUAUUCUUCUUUAUAUGUAGAUGUAUUUGCAUAUCCUCUGAUUUUACUAGCAAUCUGUAUGCAGACUUAAUUCUAUCUUUUUUCUUCUGAAAACUGUGAAUUUGAAGUAAAUCUUUAUCCCUUUUUAUAAAAUAAUG
Schistocerca cancellata (South American locust) is the source of this 1885-nucleotide messenger RNA. Its product is annotated as adenosine deaminase-like protein. The transcript has 7 exons. Gene Ontology annotation, biological process: inosine biosynthetic process; adenosine catabolic process. The coding region runs from base 574 to 1620 and encodes 348 amino acids. Gene Ontology annotation, molecular function: adenosine deaminase activity. The record is from RefSeq and is a predicted model, not a curated record. Lineage: Eukaryota; Metazoa; Arthropoda; Insecta; Orthoptera; Acrididae.